AUGGGUGGCAUGGAUAAAAUUUGGCAUAAGCACGGCGAUAUUCUCCAUUCUUGUAAAUGGAGAACCAGUGGGUUUUCCUCUCCCGAAAGGGGAAUCAGACAGGGUGAUCCUCUUUCACCCUUGUUAUUUAUCUUGGUAAUGGAGGGAUUUGAUAUUAUGAUAAGGAUUGCUACUCAAAACAGAUGGAUCAGAGGUUUCCAAAUUAGUGGAAACAAUGGGUUGAAAGUUAACUGGGAGAAGAGAAGUUUAUAUCCUAUUAAGGAUGUGACAAACAUUCAAAGUCUAGUGAACAUUUUGGGAUGCGGAGUGGGAGAAUUUCCCACAACUUAUUUGGGUUUGCCUUUAGGUAAUACACACAAAGAUUUGAAGAUAUGGGACAACAUAGUCGACAAGACUGAAAAGAGACUAGCUAGAUGGAAGGCUCAAUACAUUUCUUUUGGUGGUAGACACAUUCUUAGCAACUUCGUUCUAGAUUCUCUCCCAACAUAUGUUAUGUCUCUUUUCACUAUACCGGCGAAAGUGGUUAAGAAAUUGGAAAAACUUAGGAGAGAUUUCCUUUGGCAUGGCUGCAAAGAUAACAAAGGAUACAAUGUGGUCAAGUGGGCGACAAUUUUUCAUAGAAAAGAUAAAGGUGGCUUGGGCAUUAGAUAUUUGAGGAAGCAUAACAACAGUCUUUUGAUGAAAUGGUUGUGGAGAUACACAAAGGAGAGGCAACCUUUGUGA
Messenger RNA from Solanum lycopersicum (tomato), 723 nucleotides. The record is from RefSeq and is a predicted model, not a curated record. Lineage: Eukaryota; Viridiplantae; Streptophyta; Magnoliopsida; Solanales; Solanaceae.